Molecule: messenger RNA, 285 nt
Organism: Lodderomyces beijingensis
Lineage: Eukaryota; Fungi; Ascomycota; Pichiomycetes; Serinales; Debaryomycetaceae
Source: the annotation of a GenBank genome assembly
AUGAAUGGAGGAUUUGACGAGAAGAAGGAGGCAGUCACACCCGAUAGGUUCAUAGGUGCAAACUUGCACGUCACGAUCAACGACACACGCGUCUUGGAGGGAAUCUUGACCGUGAUUGACCCCUUUGGAAACCUACUAUUAUCAAACGUCCAGGAGACUUCCAGAGACAAAUUCAACUCGCACAAACUACAUGUGAGAGAAAUCGGGCUAGUGAGCGUGCCACGAAAAACUAUAGUCAGCGUCAAGGUGGAUCAAAGAACACAUAAGAGCAUAUAUCAAAGUUAG